Impatiens glandulifera is the source of this 2962-nucleotide messenger RNA. RefSeq names its product U-box domain-containing protein 33-like. The transcript is spliced from 9 exons. Gene Ontology annotation, molecular function: ubiquitin-protein transferase activity; ATP binding; protein kinase activity. Bases 244 to 2775 code for a protein of 843 amino acids. Gene Ontology annotation, biological process: protein ubiquitination; protein phosphorylation. Lineage: Eukaryota; Viridiplantae; Streptophyta; Magnoliopsida; Ericales; Balsaminaceae. The record is from RefSeq and is a predicted model, not a curated record.
UCAUACCCUCAGCUUGAUUUGAUUAUCGACUGUUUGUCUAAUCGAUCGAAUCGAACAAAACCCACCUCCCCUUUUGCCAGUAUCUUCAUCUCUACCAGUCUUUUGUUUAUAAAGUAUAGUUUUAGGGUUUUGAAUUCUGGAAAUGUGAAGAGGGUAUACUGUGAACACCAAGAUAACAGAGUUAAAAUAUGAAAUCUGAGGAAGAUUGAUCUUGGGUCGAGGGAAUUUCAUUCAGUUGCAGUGAUGAUUCCAGAGACGAUCAGCACUAUCAGAUACCCAGAGAUUGAAAUGGAGAUUGAGAUGGAAGAGAAGUUGUAUGUUGCCUUAGGGAAGGAACUAAACGAUGGAAAAUCAACUCUUUCAUGGGCAUUACACCAUUCUGGAGGCAGGAAGAUAUGCAUAAUUCAUAUUUACCAACCUGCCCAGCGGAUUCCCUUGAUGGGUACAAAAUUCUCGGUAAGCCAGAUGGAUAUUCAUCAAGUGGAAGCUUAUAGGACCGUCGAGAAGCAAGAAACGGAUAAGCUUCUAGAUGAAUACAAAAGAUUAUGCGACAGAUCAGGGGUGCUUGUGGAGGUGCUUCUCAUUGAAAAGGAUUGUAUUGAGAAGGGUAUUGUAGAACUUUUAUCUCACCAUCUUGUCACAAAGCUUGUUAUGGGUGCUGCAGCUGACAGUAGAUAUUCAAGGAGAAUGACCGAACCCAAAUCUAAAAAGGCAAGUUAUGUCCGCUUACAAGCACCUGGCUCAUGUAAGAUUUGGUUUACCUGCAAGGGCCACCUCAUCUAUACCAGGGAAGGGAGCUUAGGAGAAAUUGAUUGUGGACUUACUCCUUUGAUAUUGCAACCAAGUCCAACUGUUGGAUCUGCAAAUUCUUCUCCUAGAACAUUAUCAGUGACAGAUGGACAGAAUGGUUGGAGUGCCACUAGAUAUUUUCGCAGAGUACCUUCUGACAAUCAUGAGAUUCAGGCACCAUCACUCUCUUCCUCAGGUAGACCUGGAGGUGGAAUUCCCAAUAGAAGGAGUCCAUCAGAUCGGUCAUCAACUUCUUCCUGUGAAGCAGUUGAUUACCCAAUCUUGCCUUCGCCCGGGAGAAUUAGUGGUCAAUUAGAGUCACCCAUACUGCAUCGACCCAGCAGGGAUCAUCUGGAUUCAUCACCUCCUAGUGUUCUGGAAGGACGCCUCAAUGAUGAUAUUUACGACCAACUUGAACAAGCCAUGACAGAGGCAGAAAAUGCCAGGCGAGAAGCAUUUGAGGAGUCAAUUAGGCGCAGAAAAGCUGAGAGAGACUCCAUUGAGGCUAAUCGCAGGGCUAGAGCAUCAGAAAGCUUGCUUGCGGAGCAAUCUAGACUGAGGAAAGAAAUUGAGGAAGAACUUGCAAAAGGAAGAGAAGAACUGGAGAAGAUGAGUCUGCAACUAAAUAAAACAGUAGAAGAACACAGAAUUGCCAAUGAACAGAAAUCAGCUCUGGAGAGUGAAAUAGCAAAAUCUGAGAAGACAGUACAGGAGUUGGAACAGAAAAUCUUCUCUGCUGUGGAAUUGCUGCAAAAAUACAAAAAGGAACAAGAUGAGUUGCAACUUGAACGUGAUGAUGCAAUCAGACUAACCGAGGAACUAAGGAGAAAACAAUCAGAAGAAACAUCAAAUGCCAAUACAAGCCAGUUCUUUUCUGAGUUCUUUCUCUCUGAGAUUGAAGAAGCAACUCAGAAUUUUGAUCCAUCCUUAAAGAUCGGGGAAGGGGGAUAUGGAAGUAUUUAUAAAGGUCUUCUUCGUCAUACCCAAGUGGCUAUAAAAAUGCUCCAUUCUCACAGCUUACAAGGGCCUGGAGAAUUUCAACAAGAGGUGGAAGUUUUGAGUAAGUUGAGGCAUCCAAACCUUGUAACCCUCAUUGGAGCCUGCCCUGAUGAUUUGACUCUUGUGUAUGAGUAUCUUCCUAAUGGAAGCCUAGAAGAUAGGCUCAGCUGUAGGGAAAAUACUCCCCCUUUAUCUUGGCAAACACGUAUCCGUAUUGCAUCUGAGUUGUGUUCAGUUCUUAUCUUUCUUCAUUCUUGCAAUCCCCGCGGAGUAAUUCAUGGUGAUCUAAAACCGUCGAAUAUUCUCCUGGAUAUUAACUACGUGAGCAAACUCAGUGACUUUGGAAUUUGUCGUAUAAUCUCUCAAGGCGAACAUUCAGAAAACCAAACAUGGUGCUGCAGGACUGACCCGAAAGGAACUUUUGCAUACAUGGAUCCUGAAUUUAUCUCAACAGGAGAACUGACUGCGAAAUCCGAUGUCUACUCUUUUGGGAUAAUAUUGCUAAGGUUACUGACUGGAAGACCUGCACUUGGGAUAAAAAAGGAGAUAGAACAUGCACUUGAUAAGGGUACUUUAAGGGACAUAUUGGAUCCUACGGCUGGCGAUUGGCCAUUUGUGCAGGCAAAACAAUUGGCACACUUAGCAAUGAGGUGCUGUGAGAUGAACCGCAGGAAUAGGCCAGAUCUUGCCAUGGAUGUGUGGAAAGUUCUUGACCCCAUGAGAGUCUCGUGUGGAGCAUCGUCGUUCAGGAUGUCUGAAGAUCGGUGUCAAAUUCCACAUUAUUUCAUCUGCCCCAUUUUCCAGGAAAUCAUGCAAGAUCCUCAUGUUGCAGCUGAUGGCUAUACAUAUGAAUUGGAAGCAUUGCGAGGAUGGCUAGACAGUGGGCAUGAUACAUCACCCAUGACGAACCUCAAACUGCCUCAAACCAACCUUGUGCCUAACCAUGCUCUUCGUUCUGCAAUUCAAGAAUGGCUGCAUCUUUCUUGAAGAAAAAGGUGCACACUUGAUUUUCAUGUGCUCAAAUUUAAGUGAGAUGUCUAUAAGUUUCUUUCUUUAGAGCAUUUUGUGUUGUAGAUAACAUAUAUAUAUACAUAUUAUUUCUCCUGUGAAAUGACACAUACAAUACAUUUGUUGUUGGCCUUAGGAUGGCAAUAUAUGAUGGUGUUGUAUAAUC